Eucalyptus grandis is the source of this 1177-nucleotide messenger RNA. RefSeq names its product methylecgonone reductase. Gene Ontology annotation, molecular function: aldose reductase (NADPH) activity. The transcript is spliced from 4 exons. The coding region runs from base 69 to 1037 and encodes 322 amino acids. The record is from RefSeq and is a predicted model, not a curated record. Gene Ontology annotation, cellular component: cytosol. NCBI's taxonomy places the organism in Eukaryota, Viridiplantae, Streptophyta, Magnoliopsida, Myrtales, Myrtaceae.
AGAUUUCCACCCUCUCUCUCUCUCUCUCUCUCUCUUUCUCUCUCGCUCACGCAGAACGCAAAACACCAAUGGGCGACGUCGUGGUCCCAGAAGCGGUGCUGAGCACGGGCGAGAGGAUGCCGCUGAUUGGGAUGGGAGCGGUGGCGAGCCCUCUGCCGCCGCUCGACGCACUGACAUCCAUAUUCCUUGAGGCAAUCGAAGUUGGGUACCGCCACUUCGACACGGCGGCAUGCUACGGCUCUGAAGAGGCGCUCGGGCAGGCCGUGGCUGAGGCCCUCGAACGUGGGCUCAUCAAGAGCCGGGGCGACAUGUUCAUUACGACCAAGCUCUGGUGCACCGACGCUCAUCCGAGUCUUGUUCUUCCAGCUCUCAAGAAGUCUCUCCAGAGGUUAGGGUUAGAGUACGUGGACCUGUAUCUAAUCCACUUCCCAUUAAGAGUGAAGGAAGAAACGGGGGUGUGGGACGAUUUCAAAGGCAAAAUGCUUCCAUUCGACAUUAAUGGGACAUGGGAGGCCAUGGAGGAGUGCGCCAAGCUGGGUUUGGCCAAGUCCAUUGGAGUCAGCAACUUUGGCACCAAGAAGCUCUCUCAACUCCUGUUGCACGCCACAAUCCCUCCUGCUGUUAACCAAGUGGAGAUGAAUGUGGGAUGGCAACAAGAGAAGCUGAGGGCGUACUGUAGAGAGAAGGGGAUCCAUGUGAGUGCGUGGUCUCCACUGGGCGCGAAUGGAGCUUCUUGGGGUUCAUUGGCGGUCAUGGAGAGUCCUGUGCUUAAGGAGAUCGCCAUCGCCAGAGGAAAGACGGUGGCUCAGAUUGCACUAAGGUGGAUAUAUGAGCAAGGGGCAAGCGUGAUAGUCAAGAGUUUCAAUAAAAAGAGAAUGAAAGAGAACCUGCAAAUCUUCGAUUGGGGACUUAGUCGAGAGGACUUGGACAAGAUCAAGCUUCAUAUCCCACAGAAAAGAGGAUUUGCUGGCGAUAGAUAUGUUUCCGAAGAUGGGCCUUACAAGUCGUUAGAUGAGUUAUGGGAUGGUGAUCCUUGAACUUGGAUCACGAGUUUAUAAUUUAUGUACGACUAUCUAGUGUAAUUCUAUAAUGAUCUCUCUUGAGAAUGAUGAUCAACUGCUACUUUCAUUCAUUCCGUGUUGCAGUAUGUCUGAAUCGAACAUUGUAUUUACGCUAU